This is a messenger RNA of Seriola dumerili (greater amberjack), 1699 nucleotides long. It is a transcript of the gene crym, whose product is annotated as crystallin mu. NCBI's taxonomy places the organism in Eukaryota, Metazoa, Chordata, Actinopteri, Carangiformes, Carangidae. Gene Ontology annotation, biological process: thyroid hormone metabolic process. The transcript has 8 exons. Gene Ontology annotation, molecular function: thyroid hormone binding. The record is from RefSeq and is a predicted model, not a curated record. Bases 154 to 1092 code for a protein of 312 amino acids. Gene Ontology annotation, cellular component: cytoplasm.
ACGCCUGCGUCAACGUUUCCUGAAGUCUCCGUUUAUGCCGUAAAUUUUCCGCCCGUCAAGACUAAAGCCCAACCCCGGAUUUCGACCCCAGGCCGAAACGAAGCAAACGCGGUGCGUUUUAAAGCUAGAACUUGUGGAUGAAAAGCAAAAGUCAUGGCUGACCCCCCUGUUACCAUAUCGGAACGCGAAGUUGAGAGCCUGCUGCAGUACAGGGAGCUGACCCCCCGUCUGGAACAGGCUCUGGGGAAGUUUUCCAGAGGAGAGGUUGUCCAGCCUGUUCGCACCACAGUGCCCCUGCAGAAACAAAACGGGUUCCUGGGACUGAUGCCCACUUACAUAGAGCAUGACGGAGUCCUGUGCACAAAGUUGGUUUGUUUCUAUAAGAGGGAGGAUGGUUCCACUUUACCAUCCACUCAGGCCACAGUGGUGCUGCUGGAUCCAGAGUAUGGGAGUGUUAAGGCUGUCAUGGAUGGAGAGGUCAUCACAGGCAUGAGGACAGCUGCAGUAUCUGCAAUCUCUGCAAAGCUGUUGAUGCGUCCAGAGGCUGAAGUGCUGGCCAUCUUGGGGACUGGCAAACAGGCUCUGAGUCAUUACAACGUCUUCACUGAAAUGUUCUCAUUUAAAGAGGUGCGUGUGUGGAGCCGCACAAAAGAGAGAGCUGAGAAGUUCAUGCACUCAGUCACAGGUCCUGUGACGCCUUGUGUCUCGGUGGAGGAGGCGGUGAAGGGAGCAGACGUCAUAGUGACAGUAACCAGAUGCACUGAGCCGGUGCUUUUCGGUCAGUGGGUCAAACCAGGAGCCCAUGUGGCAGCGGUGGGAGCCUGCAGGCCAAACUGGCGGGAGCUGGAUGACGUGUUGAUGAAGGAAGCCGUGGUGUACACUGACAGCAGAGAGGGAGCAACAACCGAGUCUGGUGACGUCAUUCUCUCUGGGGCGGAGGUGUUUGCAGAGCUUGGAGAUGUUAUUAAUGGGACAAAACCUGCUCACAGAGAGAAGACAACCGUGUUCAAAUCCCUUGGGAUGGGAGUUGAGGAUGCAGUGUCUGCUGAGCUGGUAUUUGACCAGUGGAAAGCCAAAAACAGCCAACCAUGAAAUGUCCAUGUAUUCCUCUCUGUUUGACCGUUACGGUGCACAAGCUGAUCAAGAUGAAGGCAAUGAAAAAGUCACUGCUAUAUAACCUGACGCUGUGUAUUUAAUGCUGAGAUAAUAAUAAGUCGAUUAAUCAGACAGCCAGUGAAAAUGCCAAGUAUUUUCUGGCUCCAGCUGCUUUUUCUUUGUAACAUGUAAAAUCAGUAAAUUCUGGUUUUAGACUGGUCAGACAAAAACAACAAAAAAAAAAUGAAAUUUGAGGACUACUCAUUGUGAUGUGGGAAAGUGAUAAGACAUUUGUCACUAUACGCUAAAGUAAAUGAAGUCAUGCAGUCGAUACAAACUGUAGUGUGUGGUCAGAAGAUAUAGAAUACAUUGAGCAUUUUCAAAAAAAUUUAUUUGCUUAAAAAAAAAAAAUCAGCAUAUAACUAUGUACUAUUACAUAUUGUGAAAAUGAAACCACAUUUAGCAAGAAAGUAAAUCCAAGUAUGCACUUCAUCUGUGCCACUGAAACACAGAUGAAAUGAAUCCAGAUUUACAGUGAUUCCCCAGAGCACCCAUGCAAUUUGAUCAUUGCUCAUUUCAAAAUAAAAUGCAACCGCUGAAUCGU